AUGAAUACUUCUUUUCAAAAUAUUUAUGGUCUUCCAUCUGAUUUAGAUGACUGGAAUUUUUCAACAGACGGGUCUAAGUUAACUUCUCAACAUUCAGGAUUUAAGCAAGUUUAUAUUCCAUAUCAAGAUAAUGGAGGGCUUUCUAUCGCAAUUUCAGGCAAAGAUUAUGUGGUUCUUUCAGGGAGUACGCGUCAAGUAAAAGAUUAUAGCAUCCAUUCAAGAUAUCAGCCCAGAGUAUUUAAUAUUGGUGAUGGAUUAGUUGUUAGCACAUGUGGUUUCUCUGGAGAUUCUAAUGAAGUGAUACGGGUAUUAAGAAAACGAUUAAUGCAAUAUCAUUAUAAGCAUAAUCGACAACUCACUGUCAGAUCUGCUGCACGACUUAUACAGACAAUUCUUUAUAGUAGACGUUUUUUCCCCUAUUAUACCUAUGUAAUGGUUGUGGGUAUGGACGAAGAAGGUAAGGGGGCAAUAUAUACGUUUGAUCCAGUCGGAUCUUAUGAAAGAGUGUCUUAUCAGGCAACAGGGAGUUCGGCUAGUUUGGCAUUGCCACUCUUAGAUAGUCAGGUUGGCGGUAAGAACAAGUAUGAAAUAGUAGAUGGACGUCUUCAGCCGUGUAUUUCAACUCCUUUGUCUCUCGAGAAUGCAAUGAAAAUGAUCAUUGACACAUAUACAAGUGUUGUUGAGCGUCAUAUACAGAUUGGUGAUAAAUUUCAGGCGUUUAUUGUGACAGCCAAUGGUAUACAUAUACAAGAAUAUCCAUUAAAACAAGAUUGA
This is a messenger RNA of Pneumocystis jirovecii RU7, 774 nucleotides long. RefSeq names its product proteasome core particle subunit beta 6. The record is from RefSeq and is a predicted model, not a curated record. Bases 1 to 774 code for a protein of 257 amino acids. NCBI's taxonomy places the organism in Eukaryota, Fungi, Ascomycota, Pneumocystomycetes, Pneumocystales, Pneumocystaceae. Gene Ontology annotation, cellular component: proteasome core complex. The transcript is spliced from 5 exons.